AUGGCUACUAGUGGUAGUGGCGGGCCUACUGCUAGCACUGGAGCAUCAACAUGUGAUCCAAGCAAAGAUCCAAAUAGGAAGGCCAAAUCAAAAGACCUCGAGUGGAAGUAUGGAUAUUGGUCAUAUCUUAAAGAUAAGAAAUUAGUGCGAUGUACACUUUGUGGAAAAGAUGCCAAAGAAGGAAUCAAAAGGCUUAAGCAACAUUUAAUUGGUGGGUAUGGAGAUCUAUCAAAGUGCCCAAAAACAACUGCAGCAAUCGCUAGAGAGAUGCAUGAGGCUAUAAUACGAAAUCAGAAGAGGAAGCCAGAUGUCUUUGAUGAGGAUUAUUCUGUUGAUCAUCAACAGGGAGAGGAUUUUCCUGUAGAGAUAGAAAGUGGAGGCGAGUUGCAAUCUGGUGCACCAAGGCCCUCAACUAUAGACUCCUCAAGAAUGAACCUUGUGCCAAGCUCUGGGACAGCUUCCAAAAGGAAUAAAGCUAAUGUUAUUACACCAACGGCAGUAAAGGGUCCAACAGAUUCUUAUCUUCGACGGACUCCUGAAGAAAUAGUUGGUGAGAGGAGGUCUAAAGGUUCUACCCAGACAAUACAGAGCAGCUUAAGAUCAAAUGCAGAUAGAAAGAAAACUAAUGCAUAUGUUGCAAACAGGUUUUAUGAAGCUGGCAUCCCAUUCAAUACAAUCAAGUUAAGGAGCUUUGAGGAGAUGGUUGAAGCCAUUGCGCAAUUUGGGUCAGGAUAUAAACCCCUUUCUUAUCAUGAGUUGAGAGUGCCCUUGCUACAGGAUGAAAAAGCUAAGAUUGAAUGCUUCAAGAAGAAAUAUAAAGAUUACUGGAAAAGGUACAGGUGCACUCUCAUGUCUAAUGGGUGGACUGACAAGAGAGGAAGACACUUGAUUAAUUUCCUCGUUAAUUGUCCAUUGGGGACUUAUUUUAUGGGCUCUGUAGAUGUAUCUAGUGAUUCUCAAUAUGCAGACAUGUUAUUUCAGUUGCUUGAUAGCAAAAUUGAAGAAUUAGGGAGGAUAAUGUGGUACAAGAGUAACAGACAAUGCAGCUAA
This is a messenger RNA of Macadamia integrifolia, 1050 nucleotides long. RefSeq lists its product as uncharacterized. Bases 1 to 1050 code for a protein of 349 amino acids. The record is from RefSeq and is a predicted model, not a curated record. NCBI's taxonomy places the organism in Eukaryota, Viridiplantae, Streptophyta, Magnoliopsida, Proteales, Proteaceae. The transcript has a single exon.